This is a messenger RNA of Hibiscus syriacus, 2416 nucleotides long. RefSeq names its product mitogen-activated protein kinase kinase kinase 5-like. The transcript is spliced from 11 exons. The record is from RefSeq and is a predicted model, not a curated record. NCBI's taxonomy places the organism in Eukaryota, Viridiplantae, Streptophyta, Magnoliopsida, Malvales, Malvaceae. Gene Ontology annotation, molecular function: ATP binding; protein kinase activity. Gene Ontology annotation, biological process: protein phosphorylation. The coding region runs from base 168 to 2027 and encodes 619 amino acids.
AGGGAAACGGAAUUGCUGACAUACCGAAUUCAAAACCAGACUCUUUGUUCUUUCUCAAACCUAUGGAUUUUCUGUCUUUUUGUUUUUGAUCGAAACUCCCAUUUCGAAUCCUUUAUCAUUGGGAUUGAGAAUCUAAUUAUUUUUGUGUUUAGAAUGAUCUUUUAGCCAUGCGUUGGCUUCGGAGUAUUUCUUUUUCAUCCUUUUCUUCUACUUCCUCGUCUUCUUCUUCAGCCACCUCUCCCAAGAAACCUUGUAAAGAUAAUGAUAAUAAUUCUAACAAGCAUCGUUUCAGUUUUGGGUUUCGCUUAUCUAGACUGACGAGGGCGAAGGAGCUGCGGCGUGUCAGGGAUCAGGGCGUUGCUCCGACGAAGGAAGUGCAGGUGCCAGUGCAGCCCAGCUGUUACCAUACUCCAUCUUUUUCGCCGAGUUCGUCAGCGAGGAUAUCGACGCCGGCAGUGGCGGUUCCGUUGCCGCUCCCGCUUCCGGCUCCCGAAGGAGAUUGCGAGCAACGGUUGUCGCCGAAAGAUGCUGGGUCUGGCAAGGGUUUAGAGGGCAGAGAUAAAGAAAAGGAAGCUGAGCCACGGUUGUCGGCCAAUUCAAGCAGGUUUGCUUCUCGUCGCUCAUCGAAGAGGGCUGAUUGUGCCAGAAGAUCAUCUGAGAAAAUACUAUAUCAAGAACUGAUUAGAGGGGACAGCUUCGAGGAUGACUUUCGGGCUAAUGACCCGAUUAGUAGUGCCCCUGGGAGUCCGUUAAGCCGUGCCGUUAUUAGCCCAACCGGAAAGAAUCCAAGUCACAGGUUUCUACACUUCAUGACUCCUGCAGGUGGUAACCAUGCUUGGUCUGCUCCGGAGAUGCCGACUUUAGACGUUCCGGGGCAUUUUCCCCUGGGAUAUUAUGAUUAUGGUGCAUAUAGCAUUGAUUAUACCCCAUUUCAUACUCCACCAAAUAGAAGUCCUCGUCAAAGGCAGAGAAGUGGACCUCCUUCACCGAUAAAACAACGGAUUUCACUCGACAGCUCACCAUCUCGGAGCAGCAAUGUCCAUCCAUUACCUCGUCCUCCAGGAGCAGCAAUGACUUCUACAUCAGCUUCCAUUCCCCCCCAAGUUACAUCUAAUCCAGACCCGUUGCGGAUGAAUUGUCAAUGGAAAAAAGGCAAGCUUAUUGGGCGUGGUACAUUCGGAAGUGUUUAUGUUGCCAGUAACAGACAAACUGGAGCUUUAUGUGCGAUGAAGGAAGUUGAGAUAUUUCCCGAUGACCCGAAAUCUGCAGAGUGUAUAAAACAACUAGAGCAGGAGAUUAAGGUUCUUAGCCAGCUCAGGCAUCCGAAUAUAGUUCAGUACUAUGGUAGUGAAAUAGUUGAAGAUAAGUUCUAUAUAUAUUUGGAGUAUGUUCAUCCCGGUUCAAUUAAUAAAUAUGUUCGUGAUCACUACGGUGCCAUAACCGAAUCUGUUGUUCGCAAUUUUACCCGUCAUAUUCUUUCAGGGUUGGCUUACCUGCAUGGAACAAAGACGAUUCACAGAGAUAUUAAAGGAGCUAAUUUGCUUGUUGAUGCAUUUGGAGUUGUGAAGCUUGCUGACUUUGGGAUGUCCAAACAUCUUAGUGGACAAAGAGCUAAUCUAUCUUUGAAGGGAAGCCCAUAUUGGAUGGCUCCGGAGCUCUUGCAAGCCGUAAUGCAGAAUAAUAAUUGUUCUUCUGAACUUGCUCUAGCUGUUGAUAUUUGGAGCUUGGGUUGCACGAUUAUUGAAAUGUACACCGGUAAAGCACCAUGGAGUGAAUAUGAAGGGGCUGCAGCUAUGUUUAAAGUGAUGAGGGAUACUCCUCCGACACCCAAAACAUUAUCACCUGAGGGGAAGGAUUUCCUGCGCUGCUGCUUCCAAAGAAAUCCGGCAGAGAGACCGUCUGCGAGCAUGUUACUAGAGCACCAAUUUAUAAAAGGCUCAAACGGUUUAACAAGAGACCGAUCUGAACUUAACCUGAAUCAAUUUCCAGUUCAGCAGGGCCCGCAAAGGAAUAAAACUGACUUCUAACAGCUUCAUGCAUUAAUAAAUUUCUCCGGGGAAACUGUUUGAUGAGAACCGUCACCAUUUUACUCUCCUUGUUGUACCUUUGAGGCUCUACCUAGUUCGUCGCUUCUUCAUCAUCCCAGUCCUACUGUUAUCCGUGACAUAACGAUGAACCUGGAGUCUAACAAGAACCGUAUUCUCGGGUCAAGUCGAAGAGAGGAAGUAGCAGUGGUUUCUGCUGGUAAGACAGCUUCAAGGCUUGCCGUGGAGAGCUAAAGCACGCCCCAACUCCCCUGCUCUCUGUCUUGCUGAUCUGGAGGCAUAGGUAGAACAUUAUAUAUGUUAUGCAAAGAAGCAGAAAAGGCAGAGUUUAGUAUUCAUAUAUUUUUGUUCAAAGUGUUUGUCAUGUAAAU